Dendronephthya gigantea is the source of this 1507-nucleotide messenger RNA. RefSeq names its product trafficking protein particle complex subunit 13-like. Gene Ontology annotation, cellular component: TRAPPIII protein complex. The transcript has 14 exons. Lineage: Eukaryota; Metazoa; Cnidaria; Anthozoa; Malacalcyonacea; Nephtheidae. The coding region runs from base 44 to 1273 and encodes 409 amino acids. The record is from RefSeq and is a predicted model, not a curated record.
AUUGCUGAGCAAACGUACCCUAUCUUUGUGGCUCAGGUUCAAGAUGGAGACAUCAACGGAACAUCUUCUGGCUUUGAAAGUCAUGAGAUUGACAAAGCCUUCCUUGCAUGUGUCAAUUCCUGUGGCAACAGAAAAGCAUAAUUUACCAGGAACUACUUUUUCUGAUGCAUUUAAAAAAGAUCUUGGAACUGCAAGGGGAUUAGAAAAUUUUGCAUUGGGUGAAUUGCUAGUUUUGCCUCAAACAUUUGGAAAUAUUUUUCUUGGUGAAACAUUCUCAAGCUAUAUUUGUGUUCAUAAUGAUAGUAAUCAAGUAGCCAAAGACAUCGUAAUAAAAACUGACUUGCAGACGUCAUCUCAAAGACUAACAUUGUUAAGCUUAACAAGCAAUGAACCUGUCGUAAAAUUAGAUCCAUCAAAAAGUAUUGAUCAGGUCAUUCAACAUGAGGUCAAAGAACUAGGAACACAUAUCCUGGUGUGUGCUGUUAGCUACACUGCCCCAAAUGGUGAGAAGAUGUAUUUUCGGAAGUUCUUUAAAUUUCAGGUUCUCAAACCGCUUGACGUGAAAACAAAAUUUUAUCCGGAGGAAGAUGAGAUGUACCUGGAGGCUCAAGUUCAAAACAUCACAACAAUCCCUCUGACAAUGGAAUCGGUGAAAUUUGAGCCGUCGCUGCAUUAUACUGCUGAAGAUUUAAAUGACACGUCGAGUAAUUUUCAUCUUGGUAAAAGUUUUUGUCUCAACCCAAAUGACACUCAUCAAUACUUGUACAGAAUCAAGACAAAGUUUUCGCCGACAAUGCAAGAGAAAGUUAAAGCGCCAUCGUCAGCUGUUGGUAAACUAGAUAUAGUUUGGAGGUCAGCCAUGGGGGAGAAGGGAAGACUACAGACAAGUCAAUUACAGAAAGCGCCAUCCACUGCCCCUGAAUUGAAACUCCAGAUCACGAAACUGCCAGACAAUGUUGCUGUAGAAGAAAAAUUCGAAUUAACUUGUAACUUACAGAAUAUGAGUGAAAGAAAAGUUGACUGUCAACUUUUAAUGACAAAGGCAAAGGAUGGUGGUAUCGUUUGGUGUGGCACGUCAGGAAAGAAACUCGGAAUAUUAACUCCUGGUGCAUCGAUCACGUUAUAUCUUCAACUUCUACCACUAGCCACUGGUUUGCAGACAAUCGGAGGAAUAAGAAUUAUGGAUUGUUUAUCUGCGAAAACAUACGACUUUGAUGAUAUUGCCAAAAUAUUUAUUCACUCUUCGCAACAAUCUCCAUUUGAAGUAUCCUGACUCCACUCACACAGAGCAACUAGUAAGUGAAAAACUAGAGGCUCGUAAUCUCGCAACAAUUUAAUUGAAAGAAAUGAUUGUCCAGCCUUGUUGACCGAGUAAAGCCAUGAAAAUGAAUACGAAAUAAUGAGCUUAUAGUGUUUGAAAAUUGAAAUGAAACGAUUUAUCUUGCGAUAUGCCAUUGAAUGCGUAUGCGCGGGCUUAAAAUAUUUAAAAAAUAUUUAGUGUUUUUUU